Messenger RNA from Amoebophrya sp. A120, 1158 nucleotides. Lineage: Eukaryota; Dinophyceae; Syndiniales; Amoebophryaceae. The record is from the annotation of a GenBank genome assembly.
CUUGACCCUGAAGCGCGCGGACCGCGGUCGGUACCUCGUGAAGAUAAACGAAGACUUGGACGUCAUUUGCAACACCAAAUCCUACGCUUACGCCGCAAUCGCAAACGCCUCCCCUGCUACUACUUCGCGCCACGGGCCCGCCGGCUACUCGUCCGGUACAGCGACCCAAUCGCGGGCCGAAGCGGAGAGCCGACGAGUCCGGUAUCAAGUGCAAAAAUGUCUGGGUCUGGGAGAGCCAAACUUGUGAUGCUGCAUUUGGAUGCUAAAAAAACCUGUAGUGCAUGACCAGGAAGAGGAUUCAAAUUUGGCUACGUGGAGAGGGCAUUUGUCAUGCUGAAUGCGCAUAGAUAAGCACUCAAAAAAUCUGUGAUGCUAUGGCAUACAUCACAGACAUCAUGGAUCAUGGAAAAUGUGCAUGACAAAGUUGUGCUCUUCCAGACCCAGACAUUUUUACAUUUGAUAUCCGGCCCCACGGGGCGAUCGCCCGGUGCGAACGGAUGCUGGCCAAGUUGCGGAAGAUGCACGGGGAAGUGACGCAGAGGAUACUAUCCUGAGAAGUAAAAGCGUCCCCAUCCAAUAAUCAAGUUGGCAAAUCUGCAACACAAAUCUCCGAGUUUUGGCUGUCGAGCAUCAAAAGUUUGGGCUCGUAGUCGUGUAGCAGUCCUGUCUAGCUAGUGCAGCCGCAUGACAAAUUGACUCUCUUAUCCCGCUUCCAGCAUGACAAACUCCCAGAUAGCAUUAGGAAAUGACUGUUAUGGGGCUCCGCAUGAGAAAAAUUUUGAGCAUGCAGAUUUGCAUUACAGCUAUGGAGUGGGGGCGCUUUUACAUGGGAUAGAUACUGCUGUUGGAUUUAGACUCUUCAUUCUCGGACCGGAGCCAUGGCAGUAGUGGUCACAGCUCCUCUGCGGACCGAAACAAGAUUCAGCUCGCGGAAAAGGAAUUGCUCGCGAAAAUUUAUGAGAAAAUCCAAAUUGCCGAGAAAGAACUACUGUGCCUGGUGGCGGGGUAGCCUGAUGUGUGUUGAGGAGAAACGGAAGUACUACAUCGACUACUACCCGCGGGCGCUAAACAAUGUUUUUUUUUUUUUUUCAAAAGGCAGUGUUGCAAAGAACGUGUUCUAUUAAUUUGUUUCCUAUUAAUGAGACACGACCCAAAGCC